AGGCGUCGGCGGCGUCGGCGGCGUUGGCGGCGUCGUGGGGGCCGGGCCGGUGUUUACACGGCGGCGGGAGGGCGCGGACGCGGAACCCGGCGCGGCGGCGGCGGCACGAUGGUCAUGGCGCAUUUCGUUGAGAAUUUUUGGGGGGAAAAAAAUACUGGCUUUGAUGUCCUUUACCAUAAUAUGAAAUAUGGACAGAUAUCGACAAAAGAACUAGCAGAUUUUGUAAGAGAAAGGGCUACAAUAGAAGAGGCGUACUCCAGGUCAAUGACAAAACUAGCAAAAUCCGCAAGCAACUAUUCACAACUUGGAACAUUUGCACCAGUGUGGGAUGUGUUCAAAACAUCUACAGAGAAAUUAGCAAAUUGCCACUUAGAUCUUGUUAGAAAAUUACAAGAAUUAAUAAAAGAAGUUCAGAAGUAUGGAGAAGAACAAGUAAAAUUGCAUAAAAAGACUAAAGAAGAAGUUGCAGGAACUCUGGAAGCUGUUCAAACCAUUCAGAGCAUAACUCAGGCCCUUCAGAAAUCCAAGGAAAAUUACAAUGCCAAAUGUGUAGAACAGGAACGUUUGAAAAAGGAAGGAGCUACACAAAGAGAAACAGAAAAGGCAGCUGUUAAAGCUAAGAAAGCUACAGAUACCUAUAAACUCUAUGUGGAAAAAUAUGCAUUAGCAAAAGCUGAUUUUGAACAGAAAAUGACAGAAACAGCUCAGAAAUUUCAAGAUAUUGAAGAAACUCAUCUUAUUCACAUAAAGGAAAUUAUAGGAUCUUUGUCAAGUGCUAUAAAGGAAAUUCAUUUGCAGAUAGGCCAGGUCCAUGAAGAAUUUAUAAAUAACAUGGCUAAUACUACAGUUGAAGGCUUGAUACAAAAAUUUGCUGAGUCUAAGGGCACUGGGAAGGAAAGACCUGGCCUUUUUGAAUUUGAAGAAUGUGACCCUGCUAGUGCAGUUGAGGGUAUAAAACCAAGGAAAAGAAAGACUUUUGGUUUGCCAGGCAUAAUUAAAAAGGAAAAGGAUACAGAGUCUGUGGAAUGCCCUGAUGCAGAUUCACUUAAGACAUCAGAUGGAGCUCCCUGUGGGUACAGUGGGAGAGUAGAUUUACCAAAUGAUAACAUUCCUGAUGUAGAUGAAGAGGGCUAUAGUAUAAAACCAGAAGCAAAUCAGAAUGAUACCAAAGAGAACCAUUUCUACUCAUCUAGUGAUUCUGAUUCUGAAGAUGAAGAACCAAAGAAAUACCGGAUAGAAAUCAAACCUAUGCAUCCAAAUAACUCACAUCACACAAUGGCUUCAUUGGAUGAAUUAAAAGUAUCUAUAGGAAAUAUAACGCUCUCCCCAGCAGUAUCUAGACACAGCCCAGUGCAGAUGAAUCGGAAUUCAUCUAAUGAAGAAUUAACAAAAUCGAAGCCAUCUGCUGCAUCCAAUGAUAAAGGGAACAGUGAUUUACUUGCUUGGGACCCCCUGUUUGGACCAUCUCUUGAUUCAUCUUCUUCAGCUUCACUAACUUCGUCAUCAUCAGCCAGGCCCACAACUCCUCUUUCUAUAGGCACCAUUGUCCCACCUCCAAGGCCUGCUUCCAGACCAAAGCUUACUUCAGGCAAACUCAGUGGGAUUAAUGAAAUACCCAGGCCAUUCAGCCCACCUGUAACGUCUAGUACCAGCCCACCUCCUGCUGCUCCAUUAGCCCGGGCAGAAAGUUCUUCCUCUAUCUCGUCUUCUGCUUCAUUAAGUGCUGCCAAUACUCCAACAGUAGGUGUGUCACGAGGUCCCAGUCCUGUCAGCCUCGGAAAUCAGGACACCUUACCUGUGGCAGUCGCCCUUACAGAAUCUGUUAAUGCCUACUUUAAAGGAGCAGAUCCCACCAAGUGUAUUGUGAAGAUCACUGGUGACAUGACAAUAUCAUUUCCAAGUGGAGUUAUUAAAGUCUUCACUAGCAAUCCAUCUCCAGCUGUGCUCUGCUUCAGGGUGAAAAAUAUCAGCAGACUAGAGCAAAUUCUUCCAAAUGCACAACUUGUGUUCAGUGAUCCAUCACAGUGUGAUUCUAACACAAAAGAUUUUUGGAUGAAUAUGCAAGCUGUUACUGUCUACCUCAAGAAGCUGUCAGAGCAAAAUCCAGCUGCUUCUUAUUAUAAUGUAGAUGUAUUAAAGUAUCAGGUAUCAUCAAAUGGUAUUCAGUCCACUCCUCUAAAUCUUGCAACAUAUUGGAAAUGUAGUGCUGGCACCACAGAUGUUAGAGUGGAUUAUAAGUACAACCCAGAAGCUAUGGUGGCACCAAGUGUACUUUCCAACAUACAGGUGGUGGUACCAGUGGAUGGAGGAGUCACAAACAUGCAGUCCCUUCCCCCUGCAAUAUGGAAUGCAGAACAGAUGAAAGCCUUUUGGAAACUCUCUGGUAUUUCAGAAAAAUCAGAAAAUGGAGGUGCUGGGUCCCUCAGAGCAAAAUUUGAUCUUUCAGAAGGACCCAGUAAACCCACAACACUUGCAGUGCAAUUCCUCAGCGAGGGAAAUACCCUCUCAGGAGUAGAUAUUGAACUUGUAGGCACUGGCUACAGGCUUUCCUUAGUAAAGAAGCGGUUUGCCACGGGACGAUACCUGGCGGAUUGUUGAUGGACCCUGGAAAGUGGUUGGCUCAAGGGAGUAGUACAAACCUGCCAUUCUGCAUUAUCUGUUCUUUCCAGACACUAUUCGAACUCGUAUUAUGUCUUUGAGAGCUGACUACAAACAUUAAAUUGCACUUUUGAAGUGAGUCAUUGAAAGAAAUAGCACUGAAAUAAUUUUCAACGCUGUAAAUGAUCAACUUCAAUAUUCAGGAAGCACAUUUAUUCAGAUUCUCAGUAAAAUGAAGUUUUUAUAGGCUGAAAUUUUAAAUUUAAAUUAUCUUCAGUGUCUAUGUUGAAAAAGGGGUUAUAGUGUAUCAGGCCUAAAAUUUUAGGAGAGCAAGCACAAAGUAAUUUAGCUUUCCGUAAGUUUUUAGAGUCAGAGAUAGCUUUGAAAUUUUGUAAGUUUGAUAUUGAAUGAAUACAAACAGAACGUGAAUUCUAAGUUUUGGAUAAUGUUAAUUUAGAACACUCAAUCAAAUUGAGUUAUGUGCCAUAAAGUAAUCAGAUCAGAGUCCAAGCUGUAUGCAAAAAUUUAUAAUUUGAUUCUCAUAAAUGUAUUAAUAAAGUGUAAAUGUUAUUUUAUGAUUUUUUUAAAUCCUUAAGUGCAAUGUGUUUUAAAAUAAGCUUGCAAAAGACAGCAGAGUGAUUUACUUCUGCAGUUAACUUUAUAGAAGUUGUGAUUGUUUUGAUGAAUUAAUGCUGUAGAUUUAAUUUAUUUUUAUAUGGGUUGCAUAAUGUGUGCCUUUUAAAACAAUAACAAAACCCAGAAAUGUGCCUAUCCAGUUUGUGUUCAUUAAUGUGCCUCACUUUUUCUCACAGUCUGGAUCUUCUAUUCAGAAUCAUAGAGUGGGCAAACAUAUUUACAAGAUAAUUGCAAUUUUUAAAAAUAUCUUUUGCUGCAGUUGGGAAGGGAAUUCAGAAUAACUAAAGGAUAAUUUAUACUUAAGAACCCUGGCUCACUUCUUUAGUGAUACACUGUAGCCACUAGAGAAAUGUUAACUAAUGGCAUAUGUUUACAGGGGAAGAAAUUACCUUCAGAUAUUCCACUUUAACCUGAUCAAAAAGUUCUGAAAAACUGUAACGGUAAAUUGGUAACUGGUAUUUUAACUCUCAAUUUAACACUUCCCUUCACUCUGAUAAUUGUUAAAAAUAUUUACUGAAUGUGUUGUGAGCACGAAUUUUGUAGUAGUUUGAGAGGAACACACUUUAGAAAAGAUUAGUUUUGGCAUUUUCAACAACUGGAGAAAUUACCAAUUUGUAUUUUUUUUGUUCCUAUUUAAUUGCUACCUGGUAAAAGUAGAGAAAUUGAAAUGAUGGAUUGGGUUAAACAUUUCUUAAAUAAACUACUAAUUUUUAAUAGUAAAAAAACCUAACUUUAUAGCAAAUCCUGAUUAAUUGAAGGAAUUAAGUAUUUUGGACAAAGUUUAAUAAUUUACAAAUGGGGAUUUUAUUUAUAAGUACCAGUGUCUUGCAUUUUGCAUAGAAUAAACUGUUGUAGAUGAUAAUUUAUAUAAAACCACUAAUUGUUCUGUUAAGCUUUACAGAAAAUAAAACCCCUACUACUAGACAUUUAUGUAACAUCUUGCUAUACUAAAUACAGCAGAAAAUCUACUCAUUAGCAAUAUAUAUAUAUAUACAUAUAUAUAUAUAUAUAUAUAUAUAAAACACAAUGUGCUUUUUAAUAUAUUCAGUGUUAGCCCAGUUCUAAAUUUAGGUUUGACUAAAGCAGUACAUAAAACAAUUUGCUAAAAUGUUCAUCUUUACUAAAUAGUGGGCAGAAUUAUAAUUUCUAACUUACAUUGUGCUCUUUUAAAUGCCAAUUACAGUCCCUUACUGGAAUCUUAACUGUAACUGCUUUGCAGUCAGGCUGCUUUUAUUGGGCAGUUAAUAUUUUAUUAUUGGAAUUCAGACACCAUUAUACUCACCAUGUUUGCUUUUAAUCAAGUAUUACCUAAAAAUGUACAAAUUAGUGAAGUGGUUAAAGUUCUGCACUUUCUUAAUUACCACAGUCUUCAUACCAAGUGUUAAUACAUAAAUUUGUUUGGGUGCAGGUUACAAUUUUAAAGCCAUAUGAGUUUAUAUUGAUUUUUUUUCAUUUAAAAAUCCACUAAUGGUGUAAAAAAAGACCAAUAGAUUUUCAGUGGGAAAUGUAUUUAGCAAGCUGGUUCUUGCUUAUGUAUAGUGAUAAACUUUGUAGUUGCCUCUUUAACCAAGAAUUUGAAAACACAGAAGAACUCUAACAAAUGUGCGUUUUUAAGAAUUUGUUAUUUACUAUUUGAGUUGUAAUUAGAACACUGCAAAUCUUACAAAAUUUUGUAAAUAUUUUUGAUUUUUUCAUAAAAUGUAAAUUUUACAUGAAAGUUGUACCCUUAAUAAACAUGUAAUAUAUAAUUUA
Molecule: messenger RNA, 4986 nt
Organism: Camelus dromedarius (Arabian camel)
Lineage: Eukaryota; Metazoa; Chordata; Mammalia; Artiodactyla; Camelidae
Gene: FCHO2
Product: FCH and mu domain containing endocytic adaptor 2
Exons: 27
Coding region: 109-2598 (829 amino acids)
Biological process (GO): clathrin coat assembly; synaptic vesicle endocytosis; clathrin-dependent endocytosis
Cellular component (GO): cytoplasm; clathrin-coated pit; clathrin-coated vesicle
Source: RefSeq, a predicted model, not a curated record